Messenger RNA from Drepanopeziza brunnea f. sp. 'multigermtubi' MB_m1, 948 nucleotides. The record is from RefSeq and is a predicted model, not a curated record. NCBI's taxonomy places the organism in Eukaryota, Fungi, Ascomycota, Leotiomycetes, Helotiales, Drepanopezizaceae.
AUGACCACCCAGCAGACCAUCGACAUGAAAUUCGACGCCGCCCGCGCCAAAGACCUCGUCCAGGCGCUGCGGACCGUGCAGAGCCGGGUAGCAAGGGCUGCUGCGGGACGAGAUGUGCCCGUGUCCAAGUUGAAGCCGGCGUCUGAUAUCCUGGCCUUGUAUCAGGAUGCCGGCCAGAGGCAUUUCGGCGAGAACUACGCCCAAGAGCUGAUUGAGAAGGCGGAGGUUCUACCGCGGGAUGUGAAGUGGCAUUUUAUAGGGGGACUCCAGUCCACUUUGUCUGUUGGUUUCGGAGUUAAGGCGUUGGAGAUGUCACCGCUGGAUCUUUUGAUUCUGUGGAGAUACGAAUUGCCCGUUGAAGACAUUGGUAGGAGGAAUCUCAAUCAUUGUCGUGGGUGCACGCUAGGUCCGGGAGAUAAAUGCCGUCUCCUGGCCUCUAGCGUACCAAACCUGCAUAUCGUCUCCUCAGUCGACUCUCUCAAAAAGGCAACACAACUGGAGGCCGGCCGCGCCUCCCUCUCCCCCGCUGCCUCCGAGCCACUAAAUAUCCACAUCCAAGUCAACACCUCUGGCGAAGCCUCCAAAUCUGGGUGCGCCCCGGGUCCCGACACCUCAGCUCUCGCGAAGCAGAUACUAACCACCUGUCCAAACCUCCGCCUCCUGGGCCUCAUGACCAUUGGCGCCAUUGCCCGAAGCAAGGCUGUGAAAGAAGGAGAGGAGAAUGCGGAUUUCGUCACACUGCGGGAGGAGCGUGACAGACUUCAGAGGGAGCUGGAGGAGGGGGCGUGGAACGGGACGCUGGAGCUGAGCAUGGGGAUGAGUGAUGAUUUCGAGGGGGCGAUUGAAGGUGGCAGUGAUGAGGUUAGGGUGGGCAGUACGAUUUUUGGGGCGAGGCCGCCGAAGGAGGAAUUUAAGGUCAAGACGGCUGUUGAAAAGGGGAAGUCAUGA